AUAGAAGUAGGUGUAAGAAGAGAAGCCACAGAUAGAGUGAAAUGGAAAGUGAGAAUAUGGCGAUUCCAUGGUUUGAUUUCUGCAAGGGUGGGAUGAGAUUGGAAGAAGGAAGUGAGGAGUGGAAAGAAAUGAGCAAGAAGGUGAGAGAAGCGUGUGAGAAUCACGGUUGCUUCAUCUUAAAGUGUGAUGAGAUCAUCCCCAAGAGUGUUUGUGAAGAAAUGUUUCAUCACAUGAAAGCUUUGUUUGAUUUGCCUGAAGAAACGAAACAGAAAUACGUAACUCCAAGGCCUUAUAGGAACUACAAUGGCAAGAACUCUGUCAUUCCCCUCUGUGAAAGCUUUGGCAUUGAUGAUAUUCCUCUCUCAGAUAAGGCUGAAGCCUUCACUAACCUGAUGUGGCCACAAGGAAACCCACCUUUCUGUUGCAGUGAGACACUAAAGACAAUGAGCUUGAAGAUGGUAGAGCUAAGUUUCCUUGUAUUGAAAAUGGUAGUGGAAGGUUAUGGUCUUCCCGAACAUUACAUUUCAGAUGCUGAAAACAUGAAAAAGUCUAGCUAUUCACGAUUGAUCAAGUACAAAGUUUCUGAAAGCAACAAUGAAUGUGAAACUUGUCUUCCACCUCACACAGACAGCAGUUCUUUAACGAUUUUAUGCCAGAAAGAUGUUCAAGGACUUCAUGUAUUAUCCAAAACAGAGAAAUGGAUUGAAUUAGAGAUACCCCAUGAUGGAUUUGUGGUCCUUGUUGGUGAUAUACUAAAGGCAUGGAGCAAUGGGAGACUUCAUGCAGUGACACACAGAGUGGCGUUGAGAGGAGUGAAAGAGAGAUACUCAUUUGGACUUUUUGCAAACCCAAAGGAAGAGAUGAAAAUCGAGGUUCCCGAUGAGUUGGUGGACAAUCAGAUUCAUCCCUUACGUUAUCGUCCAUUCAAUUAUGGUGAGUAUUUCAACUACUUUGUUUCAAAUCCCAUGGAAGCUCUUGAAGUCUUCUCAAGUAUUUGAAACCGAUAUUUAUAAACAGGAACAAGACAUUGCUACAUAUAUCUCCUUCUAUAUGUAAUGCACAAUAAUUAGAGGGACGACUUUUACAUUAAUAAAACUUUUCACAUUGCACAUUA
Vigna radiata var. radiata (mung bean) is the source of this 1114-nucleotide messenger RNA. Its product is annotated as probable 2-oxoglutarate-dependent dioxygenase AOP1. The record is from RefSeq and is a predicted model, not a curated record. Lineage: Eukaryota; Viridiplantae; Streptophyta; Magnoliopsida; Fabales; Fabaceae. Bases 42 to 998 code for a protein of 318 amino acids. Gene Ontology annotation, molecular function: dioxygenase activity. The transcript is spliced from 2 exons.